UGCCACCUGUCAGAGUCCACCAGUGCCAGCUGAACAGUGCCAUGUGCCAGUGCCCAUCAGUGCCACAAUGCCACAUAUCACUGCCCUUCAGUGUCACCCAUCAGUGCCAGUCAGUGCCACCUAUCAAUGCCAAUCAGUGCCACCUAUCAGUGCUGCCAAUCAGUGCCAGUCAUCAGUGCCGCCUAUCAGUGCGCAUCAGUGCCUCCUGUCAGUGCCAUAUAUCAGUGCUCUAUAUCAUUGCUGCCUUUCAGUGCCUAUCAGUGAUUCCUGUCAAUGCCCAUCAGUGCCAC
Staurois parvus is the source of this 290-nucleotide messenger RNA. The record is from the annotation of a GenBank genome assembly. Lineage: Eukaryota; Metazoa; Chordata; Amphibia; Anura; Ranidae.